Messenger RNA from Auanema sp. JU1783, 1209 nucleotides. Lineage: Eukaryota; Metazoa; Nematoda; Chromadorea; Rhabditida; Rhabditidae. The record is from the annotation of a GenBank genome assembly.
AUGUUUCUCAUAGCGAAGAUAGUAAGAGGACGCAGGCUUUUACAUGAGCUGGAGCAACAGGAGAAAGGAGAAGCUGCUGCUUUGGAAGCUGCUCAGACUCUGCAGCAGGUUUCCCGUCGACUAGCUCGUCAGAGGAAAAGCAGUCCAAGUUCGUAUGAAGAAGUGGAAAUGGAUGAACAGCCAGGAACGAGUGUCCCUCGUAAUCGAAAAUGCAGUCGGAAAGCUGUUCGUCAGAAGACUCUAGGAGGCUCAGGUGAUUCUUCAGCCGAAGGGACGACUGUACGAAGAACUAGCAGCAUGCCAAGUCUAUGUGAUGCCAUCACACAAGAUGGAGCUACGACAUCAGCAAUGAAGCCUUAUGAUUACGAAUCUAAGCUCAACAAACUACAACGAAGAGGUCUCAGAUUUACCUGGCACAGACUUCAAACAAGAAAUGGCGGAAAACGGGUUGAAAAUGUUUUCGAAGAGGUAUUUGAUCGUUUGAUUAGAUAUCUUCCACAAAUAAGGGAUAUGUUCACAACUCGAAUGUUCUUGUGUGCAAUGUCGAGGAAUGAGAUGGCUUCUUUACGUGAUCAUGCUAAAGUAACCGUCAAAAUGUUCGAUAACGUCAUAAAGAAUUUGGAUGUUGAAAAAAGCAAAAGGACAGACACUGGGACCGAGCUCGAUCCACGUAUGAUAGGGAGAGCUCACGGAUCUCUACGGCCAUAUGGAUUAACAGGAACAUAUUGGGAAAAACUUGGAGAGGUCAUAAUUGAUGUUGUCCUCGCUCAAGAAGCCGUUCGCGACUUGCCUGGAGCAGGUCAGGCAUGGGUAAUUCUAACAGCUUGCGUAGUUGAUCAAUUACGGGCAGGGUUUGAAGAAAACCGGAAUACACAGCAUGCUGUUUUCCCAAAGCAAUCAACGGUUCUUCAUCAUGCCACCCGCCAUCUACAUAACGAGUCAACCGAUUCAGACGGUCCUCAUCAUCAACAAGAAGAGCCACAUCAGGCAUGUCCUAUGAGACCAGAACCUUCUGAGGGUGUGGCCGGCUUAGCUCGACGUCUUCAUCAGAUGCCAUUCUCACCAAAAAUAAAACGGCAUCAAAGCGUAGCUGAAGAGCAUCCGUCGUCGAGUUCGUCCUCCAUUCAUUCAUGCCCUUUUGAGUCGAGAGGCUCGCUCAAAGAACAUGCAAAUCAAUCACCAGAACAGCCAGCUAUUACUAUAAACUGA